AUGGACUGCUUGGUGGUGGACCGGCUGAGUUACGAGCGGAUGAAGCUCGAGACGGAACAGUUCAGGGCUCGUGUCCAGGAACUGGAGCGCGAGAACGACCUCUUCCGCAACGAACUGCAGCUCAUGAAGAAGUUGUGCGAAACUGUGGAACAGCUGCGACAGAGUCAGGACAAGUGCAUCCAAUGCGUGCGCCAACAGUUCCGCAUCCAAGAGACCCCCUAUGACCGCGAGAUCAGUGUCUACCACACGGAGUACGCGAGCAUCAAGUCCAUGUUGGCACAGUUGGGCCUUUUAAACACGUGCCACGCGUUGAGCGCCGCCACUAAUGGUGCCGACGCGUCCGUGGUUACCGCCGAUGAACUCGUCUUGACCACCACCGCCACUGUGGAUCAGCUGUGGACUACUGCCACCUCUGGUGCCACUAUUGUGGUGACCGACGCCCAGCAUUUGGAUAAUCCCGACAGUUAUCUGUGCGCUGACGAGGAUCUGGACACUAGUAGUUUGGCUGAUAAUACCAGUCCCGAUGUGACUCAUGUGUUGAUUACCACAAGUGAUGUCAAGUCUGCGGCUAAACGUAAAGCGCAGACAAAGAGGACUAAAACCUGUGCGGUGAUGUCGGGCGAGAAGAAGCACAAGUGCUCGUGGAGUGGGUGUCAGUACGCGACCGACAAUCGCGGGAACUUCCAGAAGCACUACCGCAUACACACCGGCGAGAAGCCAUAUAAGUGCCAAUACGAGAGCUGUCUAUACAGUUGUUCAGACCCGGCCCGCUUCCGAGAGCACAAACUCAUCCACUCGACUGAGAAGAGCUACGUGUGCGAGUGGCCCGGCUGUACCUGGAAGUUCAAGACACAUAAGCUACUUAAGAACCACAUCAAGGCCUGUCAUACGGGCGAUAAGCCACACAAGUGCGAGUGGCCCGGUUGUGAGAAGCAGUUCCUGAACAAGUACGAGGUGCGGGAUCACAUGCGCCAACACACGGGCGACCGGCCCUUCAAGUGCGAGUACCCGGAAUGCAACGGCGCCUUCGCCCGAAGCAAUACAUUGACGCAACACAUCCGGGAAGUCCAUUACUAUAAGAAGCAGUUUUUCUGCGAUUACAGCGAUUGCGACGCCAGAUAUGACAGAGUGGAUGAGCUCAAGACACACAUCAGGGAUAAGCACUCGAAACAGCCGGCGCUCAACGAUAGCCAGUCCUCCUCGUCGUCGUCGCGAGUGAUUGAUUUGAAUCACACGUCAAAAGCAGUUAAUAAAUAGAGACUUUUUUUGUGACACGUUUUAGGAAACCGUUUUUUGGUC
Messenger RNA from Oppiella nova, 1299 nucleotides. The record is from the annotation of a GenBank genome assembly. NCBI's taxonomy places the organism in Eukaryota, Metazoa, Arthropoda, Arachnida, Sarcoptiformes, Oppiidae.